AUGCACUGGCGCUGGUGUGAAGGCGCUGACGGGUCAUGGGCUGGUUGGCCACUAGGGAAGCGGUUCUGGUGGAGGCGGUCUGGGAACGAGCCGGAGGCAACGCAGAUACAGCGAUGUCCCCUCACGGCUAGGCCAUCUAUUCAGUCCAUUUAUCACGAUGAUGUCACAUCAGCGCCUCCCGCCGUGAUUCGUGAAAUUCGACGGUCUUGUCCCCUGAUGGCGGAUGUUCGACCGACUCGUGGAGCCUCAUGUGGGCUGGGAGAAGUUUGGGGUACCAUGUGCAUCACGACAGACUGCAGAGAACUGUCUGCGGCCGCUGUCAAUCUGCAGCACAAGGACAUGGAUCAAUCUGUAAUGUGA
Ostreobium quekettii is the source of this 360-nucleotide messenger RNA. The record is from the annotation of a GenBank genome assembly. Lineage: Eukaryota; Viridiplantae; Chlorophyta; Ulvophyceae; Bryopsidales; Ostreobiaceae.